Molecule: messenger RNA, 3615 nt
Organism: Chara braunii
Lineage: Eukaryota; Viridiplantae; Streptophyta; Charophyceae; Charales; Characeae
Source: the annotation of a GenBank genome assembly
GGUGAACGGCAUGGGCUGUUGGAAUGAAGGCAGGCAGGCAGCAAUUCCCAGUCCCAGGGGGGGUGGGCAAAGCGACCGCCGAAGUGGCCAAAGCGAUUGGCGAAGCGGGAAACUAAGCUAGUCUAUUCGCCUGCCAGUGGGGGUCUACGAGGGGUAAAAUCGAUGACGUGGAAUUAAACAAUGUAAAAGGGAAAUGAAUGACGUGGCAUAAUAGAUUCGUAUCCGCGCUGUAGUAAUCCACGUACAGGCAACACAUGCCCACGAUUUAUUUAUUUUUUUAAUUUUAAUUUUAAUUUUAAUUUUAAAUUUUAAUGUGGCCCGAUGGACCACGAAUAUCUGAUCAGUUACUAAACUGAUCAGAACAGAUGCUACACUUGAUCUAUCUUAGCCAAAAGGCCGAGAAUUUGAAAAGAGGAAAAAGAGCAUGUGCAGAGAAUCACAACCUCACAGCUAUCGAUUUCAUACGUUGACAUCGACUGAAUACAGUAAGACGUGGAUGUGGAUGUGGAUAUGAUUGCAUGAAGUCAACGCGUACAGUCAGAUGCGUCGUGAGGGGUGAGAUCAUUUUCCAGAUUAGUCAACGAACCGAUUUAACCAUCCAGUCAGACGAACAGUCAAACAAUCAACCAGAUUAAUAAUGAAUUAAUUCAUCAAUCCAUGAAAUCAAUCAAUCAAUCAAUCAAUCAAUCAAUGGAGGCCGGACCAAUCGCAGUCAGGCAAUCUGCUUGCUAGGCGCAGAUCCGACGACCCCAGCGGCAUCCACGCGCGCGGCUGCAGCGUGCGAACGGGCAUAUGAAAGGCGCGCCCGAAAACAGACCUGCGUUUCUUUGAAACUUCGAAGUCGAAGUCGAAGUUUCAAAGCAGUUUCGAAGUUUCUUCGAAGACGUUUCGUGUAGAAAGUUUUUCGAAGAAGUGUUUUUUUUUUUUGUUUUCUUUUGUUUUUGUAGCUUGUAAUGUGUGUGUCUAUUUAAUGUAUCCAACGCGUGUAUUUCAUAAUUAUAGAGUAGUUUAUGAUUUUCUGUUUUUUUGAAGGCGGGCUGGAGAAGGGGGGGGGGGGGAGCUAGAGGAGAGGACUAUGUCUGCCGGUUGUUAACGGUUAAAAAACAUAGCACCAGCAGCAAACCACCGCUGAGUCAGGGGCGCGGCUAACAGGUUGGCGUCUCUAGAAUUUGCAGCUGCGGAUAGGCAAUAGGCAAAAUAGUAGAUAGAAUCGGGAUACGGACAGGAUGACGACGUCACUGACGAGCUCGGUCAGUUGGACACGUGUCAAAAUGGGAGGAGAGUCGGGAUACGUUGUCCGGCAGCAGAAGAGGGAGAGUGCAUCCGUGGUGGCGUGUGCGCACGUGUCGAUCGUGAAAGCUGCUGCCGCAUGGUCGAGCUCGCGAUCGGCGGCGCGCAGCGCGAUGGACCUUCAUGAUCAGGCUAUCGGCAUUUUCGAGGGUUUCUCGCUCUCAAGGGAUGAUGCGCGUGCUACCAGUAGCAGGAGUAGCAGCGGUCGUUGCCGACAGCGAUUGGCUGGCGGCGGUGGACGACGACCAGGUUGUCGAUCUACCGGUCGCCGGUUUUCCAUCAGGGCGGCAACGAAGGGCGACCGGUCGUCGUCGAGCGACAGUCCCAACGAGGAAGCCACUCCAUUGGUGAAGGCAGCGUGGUAUGCGUCCGAGGCAUUCGGCAAAGCCGUUGCUCUCGUGCGUGGCCCGAACAAGGAGAGGGAAGAUGAAGAUUGGGAGGAGGAGGAGGAGGGGAGAUUAUCCCGCGAAGAAGCCAUAGCCGCCCUGCGGGCAGAUUACAAUCGGUCCUAUUUCGUGACAGGGAAGAUGUCGAUGGGCAUUUACGAAGAGGAUUGCGAGUUCGCAGAUCCGUUCGUCAGUUUCAAGGGACGGCAGAGAUUCAAACAGAACGUGUCUAAUCUAGGGAGUUUUAUGAGAGAGGUUAAUCUUACGGUGGUAGAUUGGCAAGAGGCAGAGGACAAACUCACGACCAAGUGGCGAUUCAGCUGUGUGUUGGCACUUCCAUGGAGACCUAUUCUAGCGGCGUCGGGCGGGACGGACCAUUACUUCGACAAGGAGACCGGCAAAAUAUAUAAACAUGUGGAGAGAUGGGAUAUCUCUCCGGCUGAUGGCGUUCGACAAUUAUUCAAACCCAAUCCUAAGCUGCGGAAGAAGGGCGGGAAUUCGAGUGAUUAACACCCCCCCCCCCACCCAAUCCUCCCCCCCCCACCCCGCCACCCCCGGCUACUGGUUCUUUGUCCUACACGCAUAACCCCGACCAUGAUGACGGGUGAUCGGGGGGUCACCAGUAACAUGACGGGGGCUGUCGCUUUCAUCUCAAUUUGCUCCUGACUCAAGCUGACAGAAUGCGAAUCGAACGUAUGACCCUCUGUACCGCGAAAUUGUCGAAGCACAGCUCCCGUGAACCGGAAGGUAAGGUUUCCCCCCCCCCUCAAAAAAAAAAAAAAAAAAAAAAAAGAAGGUUAGGAUACCACCGACUAGAUACGUGAAGCCGGUCAGUCCCAUUUCCGGAGUUUGGUCCCAUUUCCUCGAGUUUGGUACCAUUUUGUAAGUCGGUCCCAUUGCGGAGGUUGUCCCAUUGCGGAGUUUGCUAGCUGGUUUUGCGCGCCCUGGGAAAGGGUGCUUGGUCAAACAGGGCGAUAGACGGACCGGUCGUUCUGCCGGUCAGUUUGGUUGGUCGUCGUUGUUUUGUUUCUGACGAUUGAUUCCGUUGCUAACGAAAUGUAAACCGAAUUGCUGCUGUCCUUUGGGUGGGUGGCGUCUACACAGGUGUUCGGAGAAGCAGCUGGUAAUAGACACACCCUCCGUGUAAAGCUUCAAGUGUCGCUGAUCGGAAUUAAGGAUGCCAUGGAUUGAUUGUUUCAUUUGAGAGCGUGGAAGAAGAGGACAAACUUUACAAUCAUCAACGAUUGUUGAUCAUGUCACGACCGGGCAUUUGAUUCAUUGACAAGCAAUGAUUGAUUGUGCAUUGAUUAGAACACAGGUGGGAGGAGGAGGAGGAGGAGGAGGAGGAGGAGGAGGAGGAAGAGAAGGGACGGGAAAAGGGGAAGGAUUGAAUGGACGUUGUUAUGGCUGCCAUGGCACGUGCAAGCCAGCGCGAUGACUGAUCAUGGCUCCUCUUGCGUUGUAGACAGAACUGACAGAUCGGUAUAGAUAUGAUGGAUAGCGAAUGGGUGGAUUGAUGUGCUGUACUCCCUCGACGAUGACUUUGGUUUCUUCGUUUCUAUCAAUUGAUUGAUUGGUUGGUUGAUUGAUUGAUUGAUUUGUUGGUUGGUUGUUUGAGUGGAUGCUGCUUGGUUGGUUGCUAAUUUUGUGUAUGCAAAAGAAACAGGCAAGCAGAAAAUGUGUUAGUUACGUACGUUACAUCGGUGUGUUCGAACCAUAGGUGACGACGUUUACCGAAGGAAGGUAAUACUGUAUGUAAGGUAGCCGCUGAUGCUGGUGAAGUGUGCGUUCGUAUUGUGUAUGCACGCGUGUGCACGCGUGUGCGUGUAUGUAUGUGAGUAUUCUAUACAUGUAUGUUAAAUUGGAGAUUGUGACCCCGAGAACGGAAAGCAUAUGAUGUUUUUGUGCAUUUCAGACCAAGUCUCGCCUGCCUGUGAAG